Patiria miniata (bat star) is the source of this 333-nucleotide messenger RNA. RefSeq names its product notch-regulated ankyrin repeat-containing protein-like. The transcript has a single exon. Gene Ontology annotation, molecular function: protein binding. The record is from RefSeq and is a predicted model, not a curated record. NCBI's taxonomy places the organism in Eukaryota, Metazoa, Echinodermata, Asteroidea, Valvatida, Asterinidae. Bases 1 to 333 code for a protein of 110 amino acids.
AUGUCCUCAACUUACCAGACCGCGAACCCACAGCGAAGUUUCCACGACGCAGUGCGUCGAGGCGACCCCAAGGAGCUCACCCGCCUGCUCAGCGGCGCGCUGAACGGCACCUUCAACGUGAACGUGUUCGAUGGAGAGGGACAAACCCCGUUGCACCAGAGCGUCCUGAUCGGCGACCUGGAGCUCGUCAAACUCCUGGUGCAAUUUGGAGCCGAUGUGCGGCUUGCUAACAAGGAUGGGUGGAACGCCUUGCACAUAGCCGCUUACGGCGGCCAUGACGAUAUCGUUCUGUAUCUUAUCCGGAGACGAUGUGGAAACGACCGAAAACGGUGA